This is a messenger RNA of Ceutorhynchus assimilis (cabbage seed weevil), 3645 nucleotides long. The record is from the annotation of a GenBank genome assembly. Lineage: Eukaryota; Metazoa; Arthropoda; Insecta; Coleoptera; Curculionidae.
AAAUGUUUUCAAGGAAAUUUUCUUCAUCUUUCAAUUUUUGCUUUUAGGUUUUUUGAAUUUUUCCCUAUUUCCUCUCGUUUAUAGUGCUUGAACAGUAAAGUGAUAACAAAAAUCGAGAAAUGUUAACGAAAAUCGAUUCAGUUCACCCAAUGUUUAUUUAGUUUAUAAAUAUUUAUGUGAAUUUAAUAAUUGUGUGUAAAUAAAUAGGGUCAACAAGGCAAGGCAAGGCAAGGCAAAAUACAAAUUUCUUUGAGUUUCAUCAACGCCCACGAUUCUGACAUUUAAACAUUUUUGUUUAUUAUUUUGGUGUCCCCCUCAUUAAAUGCCCCAACAUCAUAAUUUGUACCAUAUUAUCCAGCUUUUCUAGGCAAUGGUUGUAGUCAGUGGCAAUUGGGUUAAGAAUGUCGCUCCUUAUUUGCCCCAAACCGUAGGAUUGGAGGAGGAGCAUGAAAUUAUGGCCGCCAAAGCGAUCCUCAUCUGUCGCCCCAAUUCUCAUCAUUUCCAAGAGAGAACUUUAACUUUAGAUCAACCCAUCAAAGUUGGCAGAUCUGUAGCCCGUGCUAAACCGACUUCAAGCAAUGCCAUUUUUGACUGUAAAGUACUUUCCAGGCAUCAUGCCUUGCUCUGGCAUGAGAAUGGAAAGUUCUAUUUGCAAGACACUAAAAGCAGCAAUGGAACUUUUGUUAAUAAUAAUAAAUUGUCUUCGGAACGUCAAGAAGUUUGUUUUGGAGAUAUAGUGCAAUUUGGUGUAGAUGUUGUGGAAAAUAAUAGGAAAGUUACCCAUGGGUGUAUUAUUGCAACUUUAAAUUUGUAUUUGCCUGAUGGAAAACCUGCCAAAGCUAGUCCUAGUAUUACUGAAGGAGAAUCACAUGGUGUAGUUCCAAUAGAUGACCUCUAUAGACUAAACCAAUAUCUUCAGGAAGCAAGUCAAAGAGAACAGUGCUUAGAAUCAAAAUUAAACGCCUUAAGAAAUGUGGUAGAAGAAACUAAAAGAUCAGCAGAAGAAAGUUGGCAAGCCUAUGUAGGAGAGGAGCGUCUACUCAGUAGGCUUUCAGCAUUAGAAACUCAAUUGCAACAAGCUAGAACUAAUUGGUCAGAGGAUCGGUUAAAGGAAGAAAUUGCAAAAUUAAGAGACAACAAUGAAAAAUACCAGGAAGCUGCCAAACAAGCCUUGGAAAAAGUCCAUGCAGAAAAACAAGAAGCUGUCGUGUCUGCUAUGGAACAAGAAAGAGCCAAGAUUUCUGCUGAACAAGAUGCCCUUUUGGCUAGAGAACAAUUGGAACUGGCACAAUUGGAAAUUCAAGAAAUUGCACAAAAAUUAAAUGAAAUUGAAAACAAGUGCGAAGACGAGAAACAAGAACAUGAAAAGCAAAUUAGAGAGUUGGAACAACACCUAGAAGAGGAGGAAGCUAAAAUUAAUGAAUUGGAAGCCAAAAUUUAUGAGCUAACUAUGGAAGUUUCCAAAAAACACAGCUAUGAUGAUAUAAUAGAACGUCCAAAUUUCUUUGAAAAUGAUUUGAAGAUAAAAGAGGAAAUACUUGCCGAAAACGAAAUUAUCCAAUCUGAAGCAAUAUUGAACAAAUCAAAUUCUAAUGGGUUCGAGCCAAAUCACAUUAGCUUGACUGUUGUUUCUGCUCAAGAAAAUUAUGAGGAAGAAAAAACUGAAGAUCUGGAAUGUGAAUCAGAUGCUAAAGAUGAUGAAGAAUAUGAUAAUGUGAAGAGGGAAGAGGGGAAAAGGGUGUCUUUUAAUUUGUCUGAUAAUGAAGGAAACAACCAAGAGGAACCUGAAAAUAGUCCCCAAACAGCUGACACGUCCGAUACGAAAAGCAAUUUCGAUCAAGUCGAUUCGAAAACCCUCAAGUAUCAAUAUCAAUCGGCACAAAAAGAACAAAAAGAACUGAAGCAAAAAAUCGAAACGCUAGAGAAAAAUUCAGAGAGCAACAAAACAAAAAUAAUUGAACUAAAUAAGGCCUUGAUUGACGAAAAACAAUUAAGUGGUGAACGAUUGCAAGCUUGUGCAAGUUUGCGAGAAGAAUUGGCUAGUUUAGAACAAAAAUGGCAACACGGUUGCAACGAAAAUCGAAUAUUAAUUGAACGAGUUAAUGAGUUAGUAAACGACCUCGAAAAGAGAAAAGAAGACAUACAAGCUGAACAAGAAAGUAGGAUGAACGAUGACUCCCAGGCAAACAUCAGCUGCCAAAAAUUGAUGGAGCUGGAAGAAGAACUGGUGCUUUUAAAAGAAAAAUAUGCACAAAGCUGCGAAGAAAAAGUAAAGCUACAAAGAGAUGUACUGAAAUUAAAGGUGCAACAUGAUUUGAUGUGCAAUAACAUGUACAACAAGUGUUUUUGGUAUGUUUGUCCUUUGGUCAUCAUAGUGCUUUAUUUGUUGAUAUCCAAAUGGAUUUCCUGAUUAACGUUGAUACUUUUGAUUUCAUUUUAUUGUUUUUUUGAAGUUUUGAUCAAAAUUAUUAAUGAAACAUAAUAAUCACAGAUAGAAUCACUUAAUCUUAAAGUAACCAAAAAAUAUACUGCCUUUUUUUGGUGGAUGAUUUGAUAAUAUUUGAAUUUAGGGAGUUUAAUAAAAAUAAUGUCUUGUUGAUUGAUGAUAAUAACAAUGUGUUUAUUUGUUGAUAAAUAUGGAAUAUCGAAUGUCAAAAUGUAUAGAGAAAGGUUUGAACUAGUGGAAUCUCAACUUUCUGAUGACUCAAAUAUUAAUUAUGUUGUGGACUAAAUUAUCAAACCACUAUUCUUUGCCUUCCAGACUAAUAAUAAUUAUUAUUUAAGUGGGAAUUAUAUUUUUCCUUCACAAAAUCUCUAAAUUGCCAUAUCAUUAUGUUUUUGCACAGGUUUGGUAGAUAUCAUAAAGUAAUAAACAUAUACAAGAUUUUUUACGGAGUGUUGCAAGUUGUAAAUUGUUGCUUUAAAAAUUGGAAAUUUGUAUAGUCGACUGAGAAACAUCUAAGAAGAAGAAAGGUGCAUUUUAAGCGUCUUUUAUUUAUUUGUUUAGUUAUUAGUUUCAAUGUUUAUUUAUUUUUUAAUCGCUAAUCAUCUGUUAGAAGCUUUAAUUGUUAAACCAAAUUAAUAAUUUGCCAUAUUUAAAACGUGUGUCGUGAUUUAGGAAAAAAAAAAACUACUGCAAAAUUGUGAUCUAAUGACUUUGUACGUAUUUAUGAAAUUUCAAUAUGUUUUUGGAUGCAAUUUGAACGGAUAUACCUAAAUGUACAAAUAAAAAUAUAAAUGUUUUGCCCUCUUGUUCAGUUUCCUUUGUUCGUAAAUAAUAAUUUUUGUUUAGUUUUAGGAAUAUUUUAUUUAUAAAAAUUAUAAUGUGCAACAAGUAUAAUAGUCUAAGCACAAACCAACAUUAUUUCAUAACUCUGAAUUGGAUUUAAUAAUAAUAUAUAUAAUUACAUAUCAAGGUGGAAAUUAAAAUGUUUAUUUACAAUAUUUUUGAAUUGUUAAAAGGGCUUUCCACCUAAGUAUGCAAUAUAUAGUUAGUAUUGAUAUCCUUGUAUGGGCAGUUGAAAUAAUAAUUAUUGUUGCAUAUAAAAAUCAUAGAAUGCAAAAUAUAAAUAGAUAUUUUUUAUGUCAAUUUAAUAUAUUAUUCUUUGUUAUAGUCGUUCAUGUAUAUAGAUGAUUAAUUAUGCC